Messenger RNA from Carica papaya (papaya), 808 nucleotides. RefSeq names its product chromatin modification-like protein. Gene Ontology annotation, cellular component: nucleus; NuA4 histone acetyltransferase complex. The record is from RefSeq and is a predicted model, not a curated record. Lineage: Eukaryota; Viridiplantae; Streptophyta; Magnoliopsida; Brassicales; Caricaceae. Gene Ontology annotation, biological process: regulation of transcription by RNA polymerase II.
ACUAACCCAAGAUCCACACUGAUUCACUUUAACAACAAUUUCUUCCAUUUUCGGUGAGGGUGAAGUAAUUGGGGACUGUGUAGAAGCAUUUUGCGGUUAUAAACACUUCCUUUUCUUCACUUUGCUUUGAUCGUCAACUGAAACAAAUAUGGAGGGUGCCGGUGGCGGCAAGGGCAGAGAAGAGGAACAAGACGGCAUGUCUGUACAUUCUCCAUGCAAAGCUCCCCCUUCCUCUGCCUCCUCUCUCCCCAAGGAGCAAUCACAGGUUGAAUUGGAGCUUAGACUCUUAGAAGCUCUUGAAAUCUAUCCUCCUGCCAAACUACGAGGAAUACAUAGACAUUUUGUCCUUUAUGGUCUAAUGGAAUUCCUAAGGAGAAGUUUUGACCGACAAUUUUCUGCGGAUGAGGUCUUGCAGUUGCUGGAUCGAUUCUACAACUUAGAGAUGCUGAAACCAGAUGAUGAGGAGAUGGAAAUCCUUAAUCACGAGGAGGAUUUUGCCUUGCCAGAAAGUUACUUUGUUAAGGAAGAGCCAUGACUGAAUAUUCUUCACCUUUGAUAUGCAUAUAUGUUCUUUCCAUACAUAUUAGUUGGUUUUAUCUUGGUUGGCUGUCAUGGCAGUUAAUGUAUCUUGAUCGUAUUACAAAAAAUCUUUCUCUAUACAAGUUAGGUGCAAAUUCUCCAGCCAGUCUUGCAGAUUGAAUCAUGACUGAGAUUUUGAUAUGCAUAUGUUUCCUAACUACUUUUCUUUAGCUUAUGGAGCUGUGACUGGUAGUUCUAGUAAUUGAUAAUGGUUCUUUUUCGUCUUUUC